AUGAAGGUUGAUACGACUACCAGUAGACUCCCUCGAGCCAAGCACAUGUGUUUGGCUCCCUGUAUUAUGUUUAUUUCCAACCUUUCAUGGUUUGCAAGUCGCAUGCUAUCUUCCAUCUUCUCCUCCUAUGCGUUACUCUUGUUGUGCUUUUCUCACCACCUGUUUUGCUCUGCUACUGCUAGAGAUACUCUAACGUCACGUGACGAUCCAAUUAGGGACGACGGAUCAGAAGGUCUUGUUUCAGCUGGAGGAAGAUUUGAACUGGGAUUCUUUACACCUUCAUCUACAGGAGCAGGAAGGUCUGGCAAUGGAAAAUAUGUUGGUAUAUGGUAUCAUCAACUGACUCCAAGGACAAUUGUAUGGGUUUCCAACAGAGUAAAGCCAGUUCCUGCCAAUUCCACUGGAGUUUUUGCAAUCAAAGAAAGUACCCUUCAUGUGUGGGAUCCAAGUACUGGAGUGUCUUAUUGGUCAGCAGAGAAGGUAACCUCCUCUUCUGCUCUCAACCCGAUGGUGAAGCUCAUGGAUUCUGGGAACCUGGUGUUAAGUGAUGGUGACGAUCGGGUGGCUGUGAAUAAUAUUUUGUGGCAGAGCUUUCAAAAUCCAACUGAUACAUUCAUUCCUGGUAUGAAAAUGGAUAACGACAUGGAAUUGACUUCAUGGAGAGGUGAAGACGACCCAGGAUUUGGGAACUUCACCUUCAAACUAAAUGUAGCAGAAGACAACCAGAAUCAGUAUAUGAUCACAAAAUCAAAAUCGAUUGCUUACUGGAAAAGUCGAGAACCAGGAAUUGAAUACAAUCAUACAAGAUUGGUGAUGGAUUUUAAGGGGAAUAUACAGUUUUGGAGGUGGCUUAAGAAUAAUUGGAUUAGGAUAUGGUCAGAGCCAAAAGAUCAAUGCAGUGUGUUUAAUGCUUGUGGGAACUUUGGCAGCUGUAAUAUGAAUAAUUGGCCGUCAGUGUGCAAAUGCUUGCCAGGCUUCAAACCCACGUCUCUAGAUAAAUGGAAGUCUUGGGACUUUUCUGAUGGAUGCACAAGAGGGCCACCAUUAUGUCACAACAACGAAACAUUCUCCACUUUAAAGAUGAUGAAGGUGGGAAACCCAGACAUACAAAAUUAUGUUAGCAAUGAACCAGAAUGCAAGAACACCUGCCUCGAGAACUGCCAGUGUAUUGCUUACUCAUAUGCUGAAGCUCGUAAAACAAGGGGAAAGGAUGCUUAUACUUCUACGUGCUGGAUAUGGGACUCGCAGAAUCUAGAUAGUCUUCAAGAAGAGUAUGCUGACGGCCGAAACCUCUCUGUUCGCGUUUUCUUGGCUGAUUUAGGUAUUCUACUUCUCUAUUGUCUUUCACUUCUUCCUAUAGCCUGGUUGCUCCACCGUUGUUCCUCUGCUUCGUUACUUUUACUUGUCACCAUGGCUCCCAACAUCACCGUUGCUAAUUUGGCUGCACAACAUCAGGAAUUCCAGGUGAAAAUUUCUGCGGAUGUCACCAAAUUGACGGCUGAUCAAAAGACUGAAUUUUUGUCCAUGCCAACAGAUAUUGCCAAGUUACAAGCUUCCGUGACGUUAAUUGUCAACAACAUCACAACCUCAAAACCUGAGCCAUCCUCCACAUGUGUUGUUCGAUCUGGUCCAAACUUGGGUUUUGAGAUCGCCCGUCAUGCCAAGCCUACCGCUCCUGACUUCGAUGGACGUAGGGAUCCUACUAUCUUUGUUGAUUGGAUAUUGGCUAUGGAAGAUUAUUUUGAAUGGUAUGAUAUGUCCGAUGCACAACAGAUUCAGUUUGCCAAACUCAAAUUGGUAGGAGCCGUAAAGCAAUAUUGGAAGGCUACUGAGCACCAUCGUCAACAACUUGGACAAACCCCUGAAGAGCUCAUAGUUACAGUUUCUCAUUUUAUUCAUGGGCUCAAGGAUGAUCUCAAACACGAGGUAAAUAGUUCAUGUCCGGAUGUGUUGGAGGACGCCUAUUGCCAAGCCUUGGAAGUUGAGACAUAUUUGUCGCCACAACAUUCAGGGUACUCUGGUCAACUUGCAACUGCCAACCUAACUCACACCACUACGAGUAUGAAGAUGGGGUUUCCAGGACCAUCUAACCCUACUACACCGCCACUUAACAAAGGACCGGUUGUUUUCACUAAUGCUCGCGUUGAAUGUUUCAAUUGCCAUGCCAAAGGACAUAUUGCCUCUCGUUGUUCGCAGCGAACUUUAACUAUCAACACUCUUGCUUGUGAGAAUGUGGAGCCUCUCGAAGGUGUCUAUGAUCCAGACAUCGACGAUUGCUGA
This is a messenger RNA of Prunus armeniaca (apricot), 2280 nucleotides long. Lineage: Eukaryota; Viridiplantae; Streptophyta; Magnoliopsida; Rosales; Rosaceae. The record is from the annotation of a GenBank genome assembly.